AUGGUAAAGGCAGCGAAGCUAUCAAGUUGGAACCUUAUCCGUUUGAUUGUUGUGGAAUUAUUGUUUCUGAAAAUAUCCGCUGGAAUGAAAAUGAAUGUUUUGGGUGCGCUGAUCCAUACAUCUCAGCAGCUCCGUGGAUCAUCAGACGAAAGUAUAGCGGCAAUUAUAUCUUCAGUUGUUGGAGGUGUUUUCGUUAUUGGGCUUUAA
Molecule: messenger RNA, 207 nt
Organism: Funneliformis geosporum
Lineage: Eukaryota; Fungi; Glomeromycota; Glomeromycetes; Glomerales; Glomeraceae
Source: the annotation of a GenBank genome assembly